AUGAAAAUUGAUAAAGGGGGAGGGAUUGAGGAAGGGGGUAAUGAGAGUUACCGAUGCGAGGCAGGAAUUUGUUCUCUUAGCCUGCCGGGAGAGUUUUCGUAUACCGCCGAGAGGAAGCUGAGGACAGCCGUUGUCGGGAUGGGAUUCAUUGGCUGUCAUGGGCUUGACCAGCAAGAAAAGCCCCCUCUUAGCUUGCCUCCCAGAGUCAAUGGUAUGGAUUGUGUCGUGGCGAUCCUCUCGGUUGCCACUAGUUCUUCUAGUCCGUUAACCAGGAUGGCGUUUCUGAGAGCAUGGGAAGCAGCAUGCCGGACACCAGGCGCAGUGGAAUUAAUCAUCCCUAAAUUGAGGACUUUCUUGGUUGGUCCAGUCUACUUCAAAGGCCGUUGCCGCUCAGAUUUCAUCCACGUCCAAAUUCUAGGGAAUAUAACCGCACCUGCCUCUCCCUCGCAUUGGAAGGGCCAUGACAUGGGACACUGGCUCUCUUUCUACCAAGUACACAACUUGAUCAUCGAUGGCACGGGCACGAUCAAUGGCAUGGGAUCCGCCUGGUGGGAUUGCAAACGCCGACAAGACAAGGCUCUUGAAAUUAUGCAAUGCGAGCAUGUUUCAGUGAGUGGUAUAACCACCCUCAACAGCCAAGGUGUUCAUGUGAAGAUUGGGUUCAGCCAGGAUGUUACCGUCUCCAACAUCAAGAUCAUAGCACCAAAGGACAGCCCAAAUACAGAUGGUAUCAAUAUGGGUGGCUCUCAGUAUGUGCGUAUCCAGGACUGCACCAUAAGGACAGGGGAUGACUGCAUUGCCAUGUUGGCUGGUUCAAGUCACAUUAAUAUAUCCCGUAUCUCCUGCGGACCAGGUCACGGCGUCAGCAUUGGAAGCCUAGGCAGAUACAGCCAAAUGGACAAAGUGGAUCAUAUUGGCGUCACAGAUGUUAAUUUCUUUGACACUAUGAAUGGUGCUCGGAUCAAAACAUGGCAGAAAGAAGCUGUGAAAAUACAGGGUGUGAGCUUCAUUGGGGCAGUCGGGACGACGACGAGUGAUGUGGCGAUCAACUUGAAGUGCAGUAGCAGCGUCCCCUGCACCGAAAUUCUGCUGAGGGACGUGAACUUGACAGCUGCAGUUCCCCACGAGAAGACGAGAGCCUACUGCUCCAACACUCGAGGGCAGUUUAGCAGCAUCGUCUCCCCCCGUGUCCCUUGUCUCUAG
This is a messenger RNA of Nymphaea colorata (pocket water lily), 1203 nucleotides long. Its product is annotated as probable polygalacturonase At3g15720. The record is from RefSeq and is a predicted model, not a curated record. Gene Ontology annotation, molecular function: polygalacturonase activity. Gene Ontology annotation, biological process: carbohydrate metabolic process. The transcript has 8 exons. Lineage: Eukaryota; Viridiplantae; Streptophyta; Magnoliopsida; Nymphaeales; Nymphaeaceae. Bases 1 to 1203 code for a protein of 400 amino acids.